Messenger RNA from Orycteropus afer afer, 879 nucleotides. It is a transcript of the gene SLBP, whose product is annotated as stem-loop binding protein. The record is from RefSeq and is a predicted model, not a curated record. NCBI's taxonomy places the organism in Eukaryota, Metazoa, Chordata, Mammalia, Tubulidentata, Orycteropodidae. Gene Ontology annotation, biological process: mRNA transport; mRNA 3'-end processing by stem-loop binding and cleavage. The transcript is spliced from 8 exons. Gene Ontology annotation, molecular function: mRNA binding; histone pre-mRNA stem-loop binding. The coding region runs from base 1 to 879 and encodes 292 amino acids. Gene Ontology annotation, cellular component: histone pre-mRNA 3'end processing complex; cytoplasm.
AUGGCUUCCCGGCCACGAAGCCCUCCCCGGUACGGAGACGCCAGCUCGCAUUCCCCGACCAGAUGGUCUCUGGGGCGGAAGCGCAGAGCCGACGGGAAGCGAAGGAAGCCGGAGGACAGCGACUCUUCGGCGUCCGCCGACGACCAGGAGCGCAGGCACGGGGAUCACCGACUGGAGAGCUUCACCACUCCCGAAGGCCCUAAGCCUCGUUCUCGGUGUUCAGACUGGGGAAGUGCAGUUGAAGAGGCUGAAAUGAGAAGCAGAGUUAAUAAAGAAAUUGCAAGGUAUAAAAGGAAACUCCUCAUAAAUGACUUUGGAAGAGAGAGGAAGUCGUCCUCAGGAAGCUCUGAUUCCAAGGAGUCUGUGUCUGCUGUGCCCGCUGACCUGGAGACAGAUGAGAGUGUGCUGAUGAGAAGACAGAAGCAGAUCAACUAUGGGAAGAACACCAUCGCCUAUGAUCGCUACAUUAAAGAAGUGCCAAGGCACCUUCGACAGCCUGGUGUACACCCCAAGACCCCAAACAAGUUUAAGAAGUACAGCCGGAGAUCGUGGGACCAGCAGAUCAGACUCUGGAAAGUUGCGCUGCACUUCUGGGACCCUCCGGCCGAAGAGGGGUGUGAUCUGCAGGACAUACAUCCUGUGGACCUGGGUGAGGUGGAGAUGGAGUCAACAGACAGCAGCUCAGAGUCCCAGACGAACUCCCAGGACAACUUUAUUCAGGAUGUUCUGGACGUGGACGUGGCCACCAUGCGAUUGUCACGCUCAGGAAAGGCAGCAUUGACCAAACACUGCUGUCCAGUGGAGGCAUGGCCCCCGUUCUCUGGGGGUGAAGUGGUCUCAGGAACAGCCCCGAUCCCGGUCUCCCGGUUGUCCCAGUAA